Messenger RNA from Salvelinus namaycush (lake trout), 2887 nucleotides. Its product is annotated as mitogen-activated protein kinase kinase kinase 7-like. Gene Ontology annotation, molecular function: ATP binding; MAP kinase kinase kinase activity; magnesium ion binding. NCBI's taxonomy places the organism in Eukaryota, Metazoa, Chordata, Actinopteri, Salmoniformes, Salmonidae. Gene Ontology annotation, biological process: JNK cascade; positive regulation of canonical NF-kappaB signal transduction; protein phosphorylation. The coding region runs from base 281 to 1804 and encodes 507 amino acids. The record is from RefSeq and is a predicted model, not a curated record. The transcript has 15 exons.
CUGCGCAAACCAUGGAACAAACGGCAUUUGUUUGGACUCUUCUCUGACAUUAAACCUAUAAAACUCGUACUAAUUUGCUCUUCACUCCAUUGGGUUUUCCACGUAGGAUGUAACAAACUUACUCAGACAUAACGCUGAUAAACAGCUGUUCAUAGUUUAUCGUUUUUAAUAAAAUGUAACUCUUCGUCCUGAGUGUUCGAAACAGCGGCUCGUCUAGGAACGGACAACCAACUCAUACUUCCUGUUCUGAUCUUAUUCUAAGGAGUCUAAAGCCGUCAAGAUGCUUGAGACACCUGGAUAUCCAUUUGAAGAGAUAGAAUAUGAGGAUAUAGAAGUUGAAGAGGUUGUUGGCAGAGGAACAUUUGGAGUUGUCUUCAAGGCCAAAUGGAAAGGCAAAGAUGUGGCCAUCAAGACCAUAGAGAGUGAAUCUGAGAGGAAAGCUUUUGUAGUAGAGCUCCGCCAGCUUUCCAGAGUAAAUCACCCAAAUAUUGUCAAGCUCUAUGGUUCAUGUCAUAAUCCAGUCUGUCUUGUUAUGGAAUACGCUGAAGGUGGCUCUUUAUACAAUGUGCUGCAUGGAGCUGAGCCCCUGCCCCAGUACAGUGCAUCCCAUGCUAUGAGCUGGUGUCUGCAGUGUGCUCAGGGGGUCUCCUAUCUCCAUGGCAUGAAACCCAAGGCCCUCAUUCACAGAGACCUCAAACCACCCAAUCUGCUACUUGUACAGGGGGGCACAGUGUUGAAGAUCUGUGACUUUGGGACAGCCUGUGACAUUCAGACACACAUGACCAACAACAAAGGAAGUGCAGCCUGGAUGGCACCAGAAGUGUUUGAAGGCAGUAACUACAGUGAAAAGUGUGAUGUGUUCAGCUGGGGUAUCAUCCUGUGGGAGGUGAUCACUCGCAGGAAGCCCUUUGAUGAGAUCGGAGGAUCGGCCUUCUGCAUCAUGUGGGCCGUGCACAGAGGUACUCGCCCACCCCUGAUAAAGGACCUCCCGGAGCCCAUUGAGGGCCUGAUGACACACUGCUGGGACAAAGACCCUGCCCAGAGGCCCUCCAUGGAGGAGGUCAGAAACACCAUGGCAAGCCUCAUGAAGUACUUCCCAGGGUCUGAUGAGCCUCUUCAGUAUCCCCACCAGUGUCCAAGCAACAGCAGGAGUGGCUCCUCCUCAGCCACAAGCACAGGUUCCAAUGCAGACAACACUAUCAACAGCUACAGAUCCGAAAGCAACAUGGAGCAUGGAACAAACUGUCAAGAGAGAGAUGACACCCUGAAAAAUGAAAAAUUUCCACUUCAGUUCAAACCAAAGGGGGGAACAUUACGCCCCAGCCUGCCCCUAUCCAGAGGGCCUAGUAUGGAGAGCCUGCCUGAGCGUACCCAGAGCCCUGCCCCCACUGAGGUCAAAGGGCAAUGUGCUGGCCAGUCAGGGCCAGAGCUGAGAGCACCUAUCAGUCCCACAGAUAUUAAUGGUUUGGACAGCUCCAUCCCCAUGGCUUAUCUGACACUAGAUUACCAGCUGCAGCCCCUGGCCCCAUUCUCAAACUCCAAAGAGUCCAUGGCUGUGUUUGAGCAGCACUGCAGAAUGGCCCAGGAGUACCUGAAAGUGGAGACUGAAAUUGCCCUACUCACCCAGAGAAAGAAGGAGUUAAUCUCUGAGCUGGACCAGGAUGAAAGGGAGCAGCAAAAUACGUCUCGUCUGGUUCAGGAGCACAACAAACUGUUGGACGAGAACAAGAGCCUCUCCACCUACUUCCACAUUUGUAAGAACAAGCUGGAGCGGAUUCAGAGUCAGCAACAACAGAAGAGUUAGAAUGCCUCUUGAUGUGUGCUUGUUGCCCCAGAACUGUCCUCAGAUCAUCAGCAGCCAAAUAGACUGUCAAGGGGCCAUUUUGUGAUGUCUUCUCUGUAGACCCUCAACUGUUUUGGGAUUUGCAGCCAAAUAUACCUGCCAUAUUUGUGAUGACUGCUUCAUAUUUCUCAUCAACUGUUUUCAGAUUAGCAGCCCAAGAGACUGGCCAUUUAGUGAACUCUUUCCUGUUGCUCUUAAGCUGUUCCUGGAUCAGUGGCCAAAGCGGAAGGCCAUGUCAUUAUGAAUGCUUUGUAGAUCCUCAACUGAUCCACAGUCAGCAGCAGACUGCACAAAGCAUAUCUCCCCUCAGAUUCCCCAAUGCGCUGUACAGCAACAACAUACUCCACCUGUCUCAAUCCAGAGCUGCGUUCAGUACAACAAUGUUGCGAAAUGUUGUGCAAGACCUAUUAAGAACAGCUAAGUUAAUUUACAUGCAUGUUUUCGGAAAGACGUCAUUCUAUUCUGCCAGAGGUACACUGGACUAGUUGAACAAGGAAAGUCUGGAGGCCCUGUAAAGUCAUCUCCUACAGUAGUUAUUGACAUCCAGAGGAAAAUGCAGUUGCCCCUAGAGACUGAUCUUGGGGCAGUUUAGUACCCCCCCCUCUCACCAUUGUGCCUAAGGGCAACUUCUGCCCAUAGCUCGACAUCCAGGAAUUAUCAGAAAGGCUUUGUAGAAAAUGAUUGAUGUUGUGAAGGGGGGUGACUUGCAGUAACACCUCAGAUGACUUGAGGUGUUUCCUGUCUUGUAGCAGAUGACUGUCACUAUACCCUCCCCAGGACUGUUCUAGAGGUGCUAGUUGUAAAAGAAGUGACUCAGCUUGUUUUCACCGUCUGACUCUGGCCUCUCUGUGACAGCUAACUUGGUAUGGAGAUGACAAAUAGAUGACUAAGUUGUGUUUUUAAAUGUUUAUGCUCAUUCUUAUAUCUGUAUUCCCUUUUUACGUACACAGUAAACAAAACAUUAGGAACACCUUCAUAAUGUUGCAUUGCACACCCUUUUGCCCUCAGAACAGCCUCAGUUUGUCAGGGCAUGGACUCUACAAG